GCCACGGCGCGCGAGACUCCCCUGCUCGAGCUGUGUGCUCAGUGCUGUGUGCGAGCGCCUUCAUGACAGUCUCGCGCGCCGGUUUAACGGCAUUUUAACAGAUUUUUGCGCACCGGAGCGGAUAUAUUUCCUCCAAAUCACUAUUUUGCCCAAGACCCUAAAAUACCGAUAUCCACUGGCCUUAUGGUAUAAAUCAUUAAAACAGUUUGGUCCAGAAUGCCACCAGCCCUCAAGAAGACUUCAGAGAAAGACGGUCUGAUUCACAUUUCAUCUCCACUUUUAACCCGAGACCCGGAUUUCAGCAAAGAACUGGAUCCUGAGAUUAACCUCACAGACGACAGCUAUGCCAGGUCUUGGUUGAAUCUAUCCUCCUUGUCUUUUCUAGACUCCUGUGGCAUGAAAAGUUCUCUAGACCUACCAGAUUUGCCCCUGGAUCACAACUCGGCAUUUUAUAAAAUUGACCUCCAGUCAAGUUUGGAAUCUUUGCUCGGCUGUGCGUCCAUGGACGAAAGUGGUGCAGAUUUUCCGUUGCUUCAGGACGACUCCAGGUUUGAAGAACAAACAGUGGUGGAAGAGCAGUCUAGAAAUGUUUUAAAAGAACAUCAGGCAAACUUAAGGCAAACUUUGACACCUCUGCAGUAUAUUGAAAGAGAAAGCAAACUUCUUUCUUCAGGAAGAUCAAGCAGAAUCAUAAACAAAAGCCAGAGCCAUGCUUUAACACCAGCCUGGCACUCGGGAUCUCACAUUUCAGCGCAGGAGGAAGUGGACGCUCGGAGAAUGCGACUCGCUUCUCAACAACGUGCAUUAGCAACUCGCAUCGAUCAAGCGAAACUAAGGCUUCACGCACUGCUGGGUGAAAAUACCGUGCAGGUCUUAAACGAGCAGUUAGAAGUGAUGAGAUGGAGAGAACUUUCAAUGAUGUCCACUAAACCGAAAACCGAACCUGGAUCACUCAGUCCUGCAGAAAACACAUGUGCUAAUGUUUCAGGGGUUCAUGAAGAACCUGAGAGUUUUCCCAAUUACUCUACACAGCACACAGUUUUAAAGUUACAUGAUUCAGGAGUGGAGCAGAGAAGCUGUGACCUCAGUGCUUCUUCUAAAUGCUUAUUGAUAGAGAAAAGCUCUGAGAGUGUGCAGUUUAUAAAAGAUGUGCAAAGUUUAACAUGGUGUGGACGGGCAGUACUUCAUGUGGCACAACAGGCUCUGGACUCAGAUGCUACAGAAAGCAGCUCAGAUGAUGAAUGGGAAGAAGACACCCAAGGAAAUAGAUCCAGCUCUGGCUGUCUGGGAUGUGAGUGGAGGUUUCAGAGUGAUAAAGCGAAGCUGGCGAGUCAGUGGACUUGGCUGAAGCUCAGGCUAUCUGAGCUGGAUUUGCAGAUUCAGCAGGUUUCCAAGCUCCAUCAGCACCUUCACAGCAACAAGACGGGCGUUGUUUUGGCUGAGGCUCAGCCUUUGACCGACCUGCAGAUCCAACAGACUCUUCUGACUGAGACGGCCGAUUUAAUGUUAACGGCGCGUCACCCGCACGAUCUCAACUCCGAGCUCGACACGGAGCCCAGCAGCCCCACUCGACUCCUCCGAAACAUCGAGAGACAGAGCGCCCAGCUGAGUCAGAUAGUGAACAGCCUGAUGGCUCCUCUGAGUGACUCGCCCUUACACUGUCCUGUAGCUAAAAGAGACAGCAGGUGCUGGAGAGGAUCAAGAAAAAGGCUCUUUAACAGCACUGAGACAGACGUGUUUCUGCACACCGGCUCCACGUCUACAGCGAAGCCAGGCGAGAAGAAGAGGAGGCGUGUGUGUUGCCGAGGUCAGCUCCCGUCUCAGGUAGACGGCAUUCCUGGGUGUGCACGGACACGCCCUUUGCUGACCUAUCACAAACCCCGCCUCUUCGCAAUGGACCAAUCGGCAGUCACACAGCAGGGAGCAGAUUCCUCAUCCUUCCGGUGCUCGAGCUUUGUUUCUUGUGACCAGACGUGUGUGUGUUCAGGCCCAGAUUACUCCAACAGCACUAACAAGAGUUCAGUGCCCCAGAGCGUCCAUACGGCUUUUUUCAAACAGGACUGGCUCCAACCGUCUCAACCCGGCAGUCUUCUCCCACCCGGACUCAACCCUGCAGGGAAACACACACCCUCCAUAUUCAAUUGCACUCAUAAGCUCCAGGCUGCACAGAUGAACAGCAGAGCAACACCGUCGCAGAAGACACCCGCGCAAACCUGCAGACGGACAGGCAAGAGACGACACCAGCGCCGGGCAGACAUCGACGUGGGUGUGUCUCGGGUCAGCAUGUUUUCUCCAAGUACUGAGGACAGUACAGAUGACAUACUCACACCCCAGUUCACAAGCCUACACCGGAGAAAGUCACGGUUUCCAUCGCGCUGGAGGAACAGUGAAAGUGUCUACAACAUAAACAACAUAGUCGUCCCGAUGUCUCUGGCUGCCCCUGGCUCGGUGGAGAAGCUGCAGUUUAAGGACAUUCCCACACCCAGCUGGAGAAUAGUGGAGCUUUCCUCACUCGUACAGAAGGAGGUGGAGGAGGAUAUCGAUAAGGUGGAGUCGCUAACAGACGAGGUGUUUGUUCAGAGACACCAGAGCUACGAGCACAGAGAGAAGCUCAGCUGGAGCUCCUGGGAAAGGGGCAGGAGAUGCACACACAGAGCCAGGUUGUCCAGCAGUACAGAUGUCUCGUCUGAUUGUGAACCAUCAUCAUGGACGUGCAACACACCAACAAACACACCUCAGCACAACGCACAGGAAAGAGAGCCUCAGUCGCCCUGGGAGAGACGCGCGUUCCCGCUGUCUGACACGGCUCCGGAGACAUUGAGAUGUGACGAAGAUGCACUUAAAGCACUCUGGUCAAACAACAAAGACAGGUCAGACGGCAGGUGUAGGAACACUGUCUCCUCUCUGUGUUAUGAUCACACAUCUCCCCCUGCUGGACGCACACGGAACAACAGGUUCAGAGUGACUUUAACACCGACUCACACAGACCCCUUACAUGUGCAUUACAGAAGCAGGAAGUGACAUCACUCUUAUACCUGCAAAUCCAUAAUUUCUGAAUGAUACUGUUCUUUAAGACAAUUCUCUCUGCUACAGAGUUUUAACCUGGUUUUAUUGUAUUUUUUAUUAACACACAGUUUUACUAAAUGUUUGUAAUGUACUGUAAUGUGUAAUAUUUAUUUUUUUUAUAAAUGUUUUUACGGUAAAUGUUUAAUAGACUUUUUUUCUCGAGCGUCAGGUGUUGGACUUGGAGAAAUAGUUUUUCUCGUUUUGGACAAUAAAUCGACAGAUCUCUUAAAAUUAA
This is a messenger RNA of Clarias gariepinus (North African catfish), 3301 nucleotides long. RefSeq names its product KAT8 regulatory NSL complex subunit 1-like (gene kansl1l). NCBI's taxonomy places the organism in Eukaryota, Metazoa, Chordata, Actinopteri, Siluriformes, Clariidae. Gene Ontology annotation, cellular component: NSL complex. Gene Ontology annotation, molecular function: histone acetyltransferase binding. The transcript has 16 exons. The record is from RefSeq and is a predicted model, not a curated record. The coding region runs from base 217 to 3021 and encodes 934 amino acids.